AUGGCCAAAAAAGCUAUCGAUUCAAGAAUCCCGUCAUUGAUCAGAAAUGGUGUUCAAACCAAACAGAGAUCCAUCUUUGUCAUCGUUGGGGACAGAGCACGUAACCAGUUGCCCAAUUUACAUUAUUUGAUGAUGAGUGCUGAUCUUAAGAUGAAUAAGUCCGUACUAUGGGCCUACAAAAAAAAGCUUCUGGGCUUUACUUCGCACAGAAAGAAAAGAGAAAAUAAAAUCAAAAAAGAAAUCAAAAGAGGUACCAGGGAAGUAAAUCAAAUGGACCCAUUCGAAUCCUUCAUAUCUAAUCAAAAUAUUAGAUAUGUCUACUACAAAGAAAGUGAAAAAAUUUUGGGUAAUACCUAUGGUAUGUGUAUCUUACAAGACUUCGAAGCGUUAACUCCAAAUCUCUUAGCAAGAACCAUUGAAACUGUGGAAGGUGGUGGUAUUGUGGUUAUCUUGUUGAAAUCCAUGUCGUCUUUGAAACAACUUUAUACCUUGACGAUGGAUGUUCACGCCCGUUAUCGUACCGAGGCCCAUGGCGAUGUUGUAGCAAGGUUCAAUGAAAGAUUCAUACUAUCUUUGGGCUCGAAUUCCAAUUGUUUAGUCGUUGACGAUGAACUGAAUGUACUGCCACUAUCCGGUGCCAAAAACGUCAAGCCAUUGCCUCCCAAGGAUGACAAUGAAUUGCCUCCAAAACAAUUAGAAUUGCAAGAAUUAAAAGAAUCUUUGGAAGAUGUCCAACCAGCUGGCUCCUUGGUGGCCCUAUCGAAAACUGUGAAUCAAGCUCACGCUAUCCUGUCCUUCAUCGAUGCAAUUUCGGAAAAAACUAUGAAUUUUACAGUUGCAUUAACGGCUGGAAGAGGUAGAGGUAAAUCUGCUGCCUUAGGUAUUUCCAUCGCGGCUGCAGUUUCUCACGGUUACUCGAACAUUUUUGUGACGUCUCCAUCUCCUGAAAAUUUAAAAACACUGUUCGAGUUUAUUUUCAAAGGUUUCGACGCGUUAGGGUAUCAAGAACAUAUCGAUUAUGAUAUUAUUCAGUCUACCAAUCCUGAUUUCAACAAAGCCAUUGUUAGAGUUGAUAUCAAGAGAGAUCAUAGACAGACUAUCCAAUAUAUUGUUCCUCAAGAUCACCAAGUUUUGGGUCAAGCUGAAUUAGUCGUUAUUGAUGAAGCGGCUGCUAUCCCUUUGCCAAUCGUAAAGAACUUAUUGGGCCCAUAUCUAGUCUUUAUGGCAUCCACCAUCAACGGUUAUGAAGGUACCGGAAGAUCUUUAUCUUUAAAGCUAAUCCAGCAAUUACGUAAUCAAAACAACACAUCUGGUCGCGAAAGCUCUUCCACUGCCAUUACUUCAAGAAAUAGUAAGGAAAACGACACUCAUAUUCAGGCCCAUUCGCGUCAACUACGUGAAAUUGCCUUGGAUGAACCAAUCAGAUAUGCUCCUGGCGAUCCAAUCGAAAAGUGGUUAAAUAAGCUGCUAUGUUUAGAUGUUACUCUAAUCAAAAACGCAAGAUUUGCAGCAAGAGGGACGCCCCACCCAUCUCAAUGCAAUUUAUUUGUUGUUAAUAGGGACACUCUAUUUUCUUACCACCCUGUUUCAGAAAAUUUCCUGGAAAAAAUGAUGGCCUUAUACGUUUCAUCCCAUUAUAAAAAUUCUCCAAAUGAUUUGCAAUUAAUGAGUGAUGCUCCAGCGCACCAAUUAUUCGUUCUUUUGCCACCAAUUGAUCCAAAGGAUGGUGGUAGAAUUCCAGAUCCUCUGUGUGUCAUUCAAAUUGCAUUAGAAGGUGAAAUUAGUAAAGAAAGUGUCAGAAAUUCGUUGUCUAGAGGUCAAAGAGCUGGUGGUGAUUUGAUUCCUUGGCUAAUUUCCCAACAAUUUCAGGAUGAGGAGUUCGCCAGUUUAAGUGGUGCACGCGUUGUUAGAAUCGCCACUAAUCCCGAAUAUGCAUCCAUGGGAUAUGGCUCCCGUGCAAUUGAAUUACUAAGAGAUUAUUUUGAGGGCAAAUUCACAGAUAUGUCCGAAGAUGUUCGUCCUAAGAAUUAUUCUAUCAAGAGGGUGAGUGAUAAGGAACUGGCUAAAACCAAUCUCUUGAAAGACGAUGUUAAAUUGAGGGAUGCGAAGACAUUACCACCUCUAUUACUGAAGCUUUCUGAAUUGCCUCCCCAUUAUUUACAUUACUUGGGUGUUUCAUAUGGUUUAACGCAGUCGUUGCAUAAAUUCUGGAAGAAUAAUAAAUUUGUCCCAGUUUAUUUACGUCAGACUGCAAACGACUUAACUGGAGAACAUACAUGUGUUAUGUUGAAUGUUUUAGAAGGCAGGGAACCAGACUGGCUUGUCGAUUUUGCCAAGGAUUUCCGUAAAAGAUUUUUGUCACUUCUUUCUUACGAUUUUCAUAAAUUUACUGCCGUUCAGGCUUUAAGUGUUAUUGAAAGUAGUAAGAAAGCACAAGAUUUAUCGGGUCAUAAAAACUAUGAAACUAAAGAAUUGAGACGUACACAGCUGGAUGACAUUUUCUCACCAUUUGAUUUAAAGAGAUUGGACAGUUACUCAAAUAAUUUACUGGAUUAUCAUGUUAUUGUCGAUAUGAUACCAAUGCUUGCUCUCCUGUAUUUUGGUGAUAAGAUGGGCGACUCGGUAAAACUCUCUAGCGUGCAGAGUGCUAUCUUGUUAGCUAUUGGUUUACAACGCAAAAACAUCGAUUCAAUUGCCAAGGAAUUGAACUUACCUUCCAAUCAAACAAUUGCCAUGUUUGCCAAGAUUAUGAGAAAAAUGUCGCAAUACUUGCGCCAACUGUUGAGCCAAUCUAUUGAAGAAACUUUACCAGUGAUCAAAGACGAAACCAUUGCAGAAAUGGAUGGCGAGGAUGUCAAAAAAUACAAUGCCGCAGAAGCAUUAGACCAAAUAGAAGAUGAUUUGGAGGUAGCAGGAUCUGAAGCCGUUCAAGCUAUGAGAGAAAAACAAAAAGAAUUGAUCAACUCCUUGAAUUUAGAUAAAUACGCUAUUAACGACAACAGUGAGGAAUGGACCGAAUCCCAAAAGUCUUUAGAAAAGGCAGCUAAGGCCAAGGGCGUCGUCAGUUUAAAAACUGGUAAGAAGAGAACCACGGAAAAGGCUGAAGAUAUCUAUAGACAAGAAAUGAAAGCUAUGAAAAAGCCAAGGAAGUCUAAGAAAAACGAAAGCUAA
This is a messenger RNA of Saccharomyces kudriavzevii IFO 1802, 3171 nucleotides long. It is a transcript of the gene KRE33, whose product is annotated as ribosome biosynthesis protein KRE33. Gene Ontology annotation, cellular component: nucleolus; 90S preribosome. Gene Ontology annotation, molecular function: ATP binding; 18S rRNA cytidine N-acetyltransferase activity; tRNA binding. Lineage: Eukaryota; Fungi; Ascomycota; Saccharomycetes; Saccharomycetales; Saccharomycetaceae. The coding region runs from base 1 to 3171 and encodes 1056 amino acids. The record is from RefSeq and is a predicted model, not a curated record. The transcript has a single exon. Gene Ontology annotation, biological process: rRNA acetylation involved in maturation of SSU-rRNA.